GACACGGACACUCUGGAACUUCUGCCCAGCGCGCCUUGUAAAAUGAAUGAAGAUAAACCUGGUGACUCACAGAACCUUGCUUGUGUUUUCUGUCGAAAAAAUGAUGACUGUCCUAAUAAAUAUGGAGAAAAGAAAACUAAUGAGAAAUGGAAUCUCACUGUACAUUACUAUUGUUUGUUAAUGUCCAGUGGAAUUUGGCAGAGAGGUAAAGAAGAAGAAGGAGUUUAUGGUUUUCUGAUUGAAGACAUCAGGAAGGAAGUAAAUAGAGCUUCUAAACUGAAAUGCUGUAUUUGCAAGAAAACUGGUGCUUCGAUUGGAUGCGUUGCCCCCCGAUGUAAACGAAGUUAUCAUUUCCCUUGUGGACUUCAGAGAGAAUGUAUUUUCCAGUUCACUGGCAAUUUUGCGUCAUUUUGUUGGAACCAUCGACCUGUUCAAAUCAUUACAUCUAAUAGUUAUAGAGAAUCCUUACCAUGCACCAUUUGCUUGGAAUUUAUUGAGCCUAUUCCAACUUAUAGCAUUUUACGAAGUCCUUGUUGUAAGAAUGCUUGGUUUCAUAGAGAGUGUUUACAGGGUCAAGCGAUAAAUGCGGGAGUGUUUUUCUUUAGGUGUACAAUAUGCAACAAUAGUGACAUCUUUCAGAAAGAGAUGUUGAGAAUGGGGAUUCAUAUUCCUGAAAAAGAUGCAUCUUGGGAAUUAGAGGAAAAUGCUUAUCAAGAGCUUCUGCAGCACUAUGAGCAUUGUGAUGUCCGAAGGUGUCGUUGCAAAGAAGGGCGAGACUAUAAUGUACCUGAUAGCAAAUGGGAAAUAAAGCGUUGUCAAUGUUGUGGUUCCAGUGGAACACAUUUAGCCUGUUCCUCGCUACGAUCAUGGGAAGAAAAUUGGGAGUGUUUGGAAUGUAGAGGUAUUAUCUACAAUUCAGAUUUCCAAAAAGCCAAAAAACAUGCAUUACCCAACUCUAAUGUGGGAAUUACUGAUUGUUUAUUGGAAGAAUCAUCACCUAAAUUACCCAGACAGUCACCUGGAGCCCAAAGUAAAGAUCUACUAAGGCAAGGCAGCAAAUUUAGAAGAGACAUUUCUACUAUACUGAUAGAGUUAGGAUUCCAAAUUAAAAAAAAAACUAAAAGAUUGUAUAUCAACAAAGCCAAUAUCUGGAAUAGUGCCUUAGAUGGAUUCAGAAAUCAAAGCUUUAAUCCUUCAUAUGCAAUUGAAGUAGCAUAUGUUAAUGAAAAUGAUAACUUUGGAAGAGAGCGUCCUGGAUCAAAGCAAGAAUUUCUGAGUCUCUUAAUGCAACAUCUUGAGAACUCAUCAUUGUUUGAAGGGUCCUUGUCAAAGAACUUAUCUCUGAAUUCUCAAGCUCUGAAAGAGAAUCUUUACUAUGAAGCUGGCAAAAUGCUUGCCAUUUCUUUGGUUCAUGGUGGUCCUUCACCUGGUUUCUUUUCUAAAACGUUGUUUAACUGCCUUGUUUAUGGACCAGAAAAUACCGAACCAAUUUUAGACGAUGUUUCAGACUUUGAUGUGGCACAAAUUAUAAUCAGGAUAAAUACUGCAACAAAUAUGGCUGACUUAAAGUCAGUAAUAAAUGAAUGCUAUAGUUACCUAGAGUUUAUUGGAUGUCUCAGACUUAUAACAACAUUAAGUGAUAAAUCUAUGUUGGUAAAAGACAUACUUGUAUACCAUGUAAUUAAGAGAGUCCAAGCACCCUUUGAAAGUUUUAAGCAGGGUCUGAAAACUCUUGGUGUUUUGGAGAAAAUUCAGACUUAUCCAGAAGCAUUUUGUAGUGUCCUCUGUCAUAAACCUGGGAAUCUUUCUGCAAAAAUCCUUAGUGAUCUUUUUACAGUACACACAUUACCUGACGUACAAGCUUUGGGGUUUUGGAACAGUUACUUACAGGCUGUUGAGGAUGGUAAAUCUGCAACAACAAUGGAAGACAUUCUUAUUUUUGCAACUGGUUGCAGUUCCAUUCCUCCAGCUGGAUUUAAACCCACUCCUUCAAUUGAGUGUCUGCAUAUGGAUUUUCCUGUUGGAAACAAGUGUAAUAACUGUUUAGCAGUUCCAAUCACCAAUACAUAUAAAGAGUUUCAAGAAAAUAUGGACUUUGCCAUAAGAAACACUCUAAGACUAGAAAAGGAAGAAAGUUCUCACUACGUUGAACAUUAA
Messenger RNA from Propithecus coquereli (Coquerel's sifaka), 2157 nucleotides. It is a transcript of the gene G2E3, whose product is annotated as G2/M-phase specific E3 ubiquitin protein ligase. The record is from RefSeq and is a predicted model, not a curated record. NCBI's taxonomy places the organism in Eukaryota, Metazoa, Chordata, Mammalia, Primates, Indriidae. Gene Ontology annotation, molecular function: ubiquitin-protein transferase activity. Gene Ontology annotation, cellular component: nucleus. Bases 43 to 2157 code for a protein of 704 amino acids. The transcript is spliced from 15 exons.